AUGCCCUUUGUCGCAAACACCCCCGAGUCCUACCUCAACCGCUCCGACUCAAAAGCCGUAAACGGAACAUGUCGAGGAUUAACCUCCAAUGGCCGCCCGUGCCGUCGCGCCGUUCAACAGACGGCGCCCAAGACUGACAAGCGCGGAAGACCUGUUACUCCAGACCCUCGUGAUGAGAGUCUCUACUGCUGGCAGCAUCGGGAGCAGGCGAAUAUGUCGGCGCAUUCGAGUCCGGGACCUAGAGCUACAUCAACGCCAAUCUUGGAAGGACGAACGAGUUUGGAUACGCUUGCGGAUAGGUUGGGAUUGGUGGAUUUGCAGGAGAAAAAGAAAUAUAGGAGAGAUACUGAAGGGCGAAAGCAGAGCGCGCCGAGACCGAAACCGCAGCCCAAGCAGUCUCUUCUGUGUUGCUGCUUCUCAGUGCCUCUGCAAGAUGUCCAGGAGCCCCAGCCUUCACGACCUCAACCUCGUCCAGUCCAGAAAACAUCAGCUUCGGUACCGCCCAAGCGCACUUCAAAACAACAUCUCACCGCAUCGCAAAACAACUCUUCCGCUAAAAACUCUCGACGCUCGCGCAAAUCCACAGGCUCGCAGACAGCACAGAUCAAAGACUUCAUUCCCGACACUAUAGACACCCAGACCGCCUCAGCGCUUAUGGCCGAACUAGCUCGUCCCUUUGGCGCUUCGGAGGAACCUGGUUUCAUCUACAUGUUCUGGCUCACACCUACAUCCCAGUCGUCAGCCGCUCCAGUUGACGCCGCACGUUCGCUUCUUUCUCCACCGUCACCGAAUCAAGCACCGCGAUCUCGAAGCGCUAGUAACGCUGUUUCAAGUUUCGCAGCCGCUGAUCCAUCAACGUCAAAGAACACCAUGCUUCUCAAAAUCGGUCGCGCAGCAAAUGUCCAGCGUCGUUUGAAUCAAUGGCAGCGCCAGUGCGGUCAUGAAGUUGAGAUCCUGCGAUAUUACCCUUAUCUCCCUGGGUCGCAGGAAUCAUCUGGCGUGGUUCCCCAUAUGACGCAGCAUGUGCACCGAGUAGAACGCUUAGUUCACAUCGAAUUGGCAGGCAUGGGUCUCAAGAAAGACGCCGAAAAAUGCGAUGCUUGUGGGAGAGAGCAUCGUGAGUGGUUCGAGGUGGACGCCACGAGAGAAGGAAUCAAGGCCGUCGACGGAGUCAUAAGACGGUGGAUAGAAUGGGAUGAAACGAUGACAUGA
Messenger RNA from Fusarium proliferatum ET1, 1212 nucleotides. RefSeq lists its product as uncharacterized. The transcript has a single exon. NCBI's taxonomy places the organism in Eukaryota, Fungi, Ascomycota, Sordariomycetes, Hypocreales, Nectriaceae. The record is from RefSeq and is a predicted model, not a curated record. The coding region runs from base 1 to 1212 and encodes 403 amino acids.